Molecule: messenger RNA, 4631 nt
Organism: Malaclemys terrapin pileata
Lineage: Eukaryota; Metazoa; Chordata; Testudines; Emydidae
Gene: ANKMY1
Product: ankyrin repeat and MYND domain containing 1
Exons: 18
Coding region: 133-3297 (1054 amino acids)
Molecular function (GO): protein binding
Source: RefSeq, a predicted model, not a curated record
CCACGCUGGGGUUAAUGCUGGACUCGCCGCUGCUCCCUGCGGUACCUCUGGGCUGCCCUCCCUAGCGCCCCCGCCCCAACAGUGGUAGGGCCCGCGGUGCUGGCUGGGGCUUCGCUGCGCUGGGUCGGGCUGAUGGAGCCACCUGCCGCUGCUGGUUUCAGGCUGAUCAAAGAAGAUACAGAAGGUGAUUAUGAGCAAGGUUCUAGUAUGAUCAGAGAAGAAGAAACAGAAGAUGUUGAACAAGGUUCCAAUCUCUUUGACGAAGAGGAAGAAUCUCAGACUGAAGAAGAUGGUGGACAGUUAGUGAAAUUGACUGAAGAUGACCUGAGUAAUAGGAUCAUACUCACAAGUGGCAUUCAGGAAUGGCCAGAUGGUUCCAGUUACAAAGGGGAAUUUGGGUUUGAUCUAAAGCUUGGUUAUGGAGAAUUCUCAUGGGUCAAUGGUGAGAGCUAUGUGGGGCAGUUUUACAAGGACCAUCGCCAUGGCAAAGGGAUGUAUUUUUGGCCCGACAGUUCCAAAUUUACCGGUUCAUUUUAUCUUAGCCAUAAAGAAGGAUAUGGGACCAUGGAAUUCAAGGAUGGCAGAAACUAUCAGGGACUAUACAAGGCUGAUGAGCGAUUUGGACCAGGAGUUCAGAGCUAUCCAGAUGGCUCUCAAGAUGUUGGCUUAUGGCUCAGGAAUCACAUAAUUAAACUGUGUACUGAAAUACCUGGACAUUUUUGUGUCUCGGAUUACCCAGAACACUACAACUAUUUUGAUGCUGAUUCCCAGAGAGAGUAUCUUUCUGAUGAGGAAAUUCCAUUUUGGGAUCUGAAUGAGGAACAGGACCCAUUUUUCUACAACUACAAACUUCUCCUUUUAGAUGACAGUUACACAUUGCCUGAAAAAAUGUACAUAUACUCAACUGAUACAGAUCACCUUCCCCUGACUCGCACCUUCCGUAAAGAGUUUGAUUCCCAAUAUUUUCAGAACAACAAAAAGUUGUAUGAUGAAGAACCAUGGCCUAUUAAAAACACAAGCCCUUUAAUGGUUAGAAUGCAGAAACACAUCUAUAAAUACAGGCACUGUCAAACAGAGAUCAGUUGGGAUAUCAACAUCAUUCUGAAUGGAAGCCGAGACACCUUUGGACCCAAGGGCCCCAAAGAGCUUGCUUCAGAGCAGCUGAUUCAGAAGGCAGCAGCAGGAGACUUCAAUAGCAUUUAUGAGAUUCUGAGGGACAGCUUAGCUCAUCCAGAUGUAGCUGACACGCAUGGAUACACUGCACUUGCUGCUGCUGCUGUGAAUUACCAAGACGACAUCAUUAAUCUUCUUCUUGAUAAUGGAGCUGAUGUGAAUAAAUGCAGUGAUGAAGGAUUAUCAGCCCUAUCCAUGUGCAUUAUUCUUUAUUACCCAGUAGAAUCAUUUAAGGCUAAUGUUGCUGAGAGGAACUUUAAAAAAGACGAGGAUGAGCAGUUGGAAGAUGAAUCUGCACCACUUCCACUGGCACCAACAAAACAGAAAUGCUUAACAGGCCCUGUUCGUCAGUCAGCCGUGGUACCUCCUAUGUCCGGGGAAAAGGCAGAAUCUGUUUCUGAUGAUAGAAAUGCAUUGGAUGAAAUGGACCGUGCAAGUUUAGAAAAGAGGACUGGCUGCAGCACUGAAACCAACUUUGAGUCGAACCGUACUGUUUUCAACUAUGGAAUCGAGGUUUCUCUAGAAGCUUUGCAGCAGAGUGCAGAUGCCUUCAGCCUGUGUUUGCCGAGAGUACCCUUCUAUGCCUGUGUCAAUGGAUAUGGUGGGGCUGAAGGCACUGUGAGAAAAAUGGUGUUAUCAAUAUCUGAACACCGAAAGAGAUGGACCACGGUCAAACUACUUCUCCACAGAGGUGCAGACCCCAAUGUUUGCCGGAUCCCUCUGCAUGUCCUGUUCUUUGCUGUUAAAGCUGCAGAUGUAGAAGCAGUGAAACUACUGUUAGCAGCAGGAGCAAAGACUGACAUACGACUUCCACCCAGGCUGGGAGGUUUAAUGCCUCUUCAUAUUGCUGUAGCCAUUCCUGGUGAAGAAGGGGUCAAGAUAACAGAAUUAAUCCUUCAUUCAGCUACAGAUCCUGAUGCAAGGGCAGGAGACGAAGAUGAUGUAUAUGCACCAGACUGGAAUGAGCCUGCCGAAUCACCAGUUAUUAUUGCCAUGAAACUUAAUAAUGAAACUGGACCUCCUAGCGAAUACUACUCAUCUUCUGGUAUUGUCCCAGAGGAAGGUGGGAGGACUCCUUUGCAUAUUGCCUGUGAGAGAGAGGAUAACCCCAAGCAUGUCAGAGAUGUUGUCCACCUCCUCUUAACUCAUAAGGCAAAUCCUAACACCUUGUGGAGUGGCCAUUCACCCCUUUCCCUGGCAAUUGCCAGUGGGAAUGACUUGGCAGUGACGGAACUCUUAGCGUAUGGAGCUGACCCCAAUCUUCCAUUAAGCAAUGGUAUAGGUAGUGCCCUUUGUGCUGCUGUCAACACUACAUAUGAACAGAAGAGGACCAUAGCAAACAGGAUUUUAUUGAUUGAUAAACUAAUUGAGGCUGGUGCAGAUAUGUUGAUGCCAAUUAUUCUUAGCCAAGGGAGGAGAACUGCAGUGGGAACUGUAGUAGACUAUGCAUAUUAUAAAUACUUUCAGGAUAAGAAGAUAGCACAUACUCCAUACCACGCAUUAUUGCCACCGGAACGGGAGAUUUUCAAUGCGCGCAGGGAGUUGCUAGAGUACAUUAGUGACCGGCUUCGUGAGUGUGUUAUCUUGAAAGAGAGAGAAUGGGAUAGAGAAGAACUUCGGAAAUCCAGGAAAUUAGAUGCAAGUCCUCGUGUUCCCUCAGCUAGAAGGAAACGUGUGGACAAGCGUGCUGCAGUAACGCUGCCACGGGAGGAAGUGAGGCAGCCCUUCUUUAAAUACUGCUACCAAUGUGGGCGGGCUAUAGGGAUUCGACUCACUCUUUGCACACGCUGUUACGAGAUCUUCACUUGCAGCAAGGCUUGUAAAGUCAAAGCCUGGAAUGAGCGUCACAGGCGUGAGUGCUUUGGAACUACAGGUGAUUCAUCAUUAAUGGACUCUGAUCAAGACAACCUACAAUCUGAGGUUGAAGGAAAGCAUCAACUUAAGACUAAGUUGGGCAUUUCAAGAGAGAGGCAGAGUCCUGUUGGCAGAAAGGGAAGCGAGGGAAGAGGCAGAAGAGAUGUCUUCAGGAAAGAUGACAAGAACCCAAGUCCAGGCAGACCACGUGCAGCGACCGAUGACAUGCGUCCAAAUCUUCCUUACACUGGGAAUUAUAGUUACAAUUAAUCCUACGGUAGACAAAAAUGAGCAUGUUGAAUAAGUUGACCUGGGAUCACGUGCCUUUAUCUAUCUAAUAAGUGCUAUAUCAACUAAGAAGUGAUAGGAUACUAAUGAUAUGCCUUUGAUGACAACUUAGCCCUCCAUAGUCAUUUUCCAGGGGCCUUCUCCAUUUUUAAUUUAAAAUACUGAUUAGUAUGGAUGCUCUACAGUUAGACAUGUAAAGAAAGAGCUGGAUGAUAAAAAUGACUAUUGUACGGGGUAAGACUGUGUAAGAGCUAUUCAUGCCACUGAAAUAGCAUCUGGAAUUUGACUUUAGUGCAUCUCUCAUCAACUCCAUGAAAAUUUCCACUCUCCUCGAGCUUGAAUUUCAACUUAAUUACACUGUGAUUGGUGUGGGGCAAGUUGGCUGUUACACUGAUUUAGUUAGUUAUUCAACUGACCAAACCUUCUGAAAAACAGAUUAUACUCCAAAAGUAUGAAAAAUGUCACACAACCUGAAAGCUCACCGUGUUCAGCAAGGAGAACUUUCUGUCUGAUCUGGCAUGCUCUUGCCUCCCACCCUCCCUCAGUUUCAUUUUAUUGGCAGCUGAGGACAUGCAACCACUCAUAGGAUGAGGAUUGGAGGGGUGAAAACUUUAGUGCCCACACCUGUUCAAGUCAAUGGGCAUUUUGCUGUCGACAGGAAUGGAAGCAGGAUUAGGGGAUGUUUGCUCAUAUAGUGGACAGAGGUCACCACGUGGAAAAGGAGGCAUGUUCUGGUUUAGGUGUCUAAUUUUAGCGAUGCUGAGCACCUACAACGCCUAUUGGAUCCAGUUGGGGAGGUAGCUACAGGUACUCAGCACCUCCGAAAAGUAGGCCCUGUUUAUGUGCCUGUCUGUAGUGUCAUGUCUGAGAAUUUUGGCCAGAGUACAUAAGGACCAGAAUAUCGUUCCUCACCCCUGGUGACUUAGGGAUGGCAUGGAUAUAACUGAGAACAGAUACUGACCCUUGGAUUGUAUAUAGUUUGAGCAUGCUAGUUUCCCAAUGUUUGGCCUACCAAUAGCUCAUUUGCAAAUGUGGGGUGUGUUCAUAAAAGCUACAAAAUUGGAUACAAAAAUUGUUUUCCUAUUUCUUUGCUAGGGGCAGUUAUUUUAAAUAGUAAUACAGAGAGGAUUUACAGGAGAUAUAUUUCUGAGAUGAGUGAAUUGUAGUUUGUAUAAAUACUGUUCCUUGUAGAGUAACCAUGGAUAAAUAUGUAUUAAGUUUUACAGAAUAUAGAUAUCAGCUGUUUAGAGCUGUGUAUAUAAAAUACAAUCUAAACUCCUGUAACUGAAAGAUUUUAGUAAAUACCAAGUAAACUG